ACGCCCGCGGACAAUCAAAGUGACGUUCAAGGGCGCGAUAUUGUUCCUUCAGGCUUGGACCAACAAGUGGAUCAAUCUGGAAUGGUGAUCCUCGCGGCGAAUGAUACCAUGGACACGGAGAGCCUCGAGCACGCCUUGGCAAUUGCCGAAUACGAGCCCCAGAGGAUCGUAAAGAAAGCUAAAAGGAAGACUAGUAGAUCCGACAGCCUCAAUUCCGAUUCCACGGUACCCAUCAGCGAGAACGCAGCCCUACCAGACGUUGACAACACUUACUACGAGGUGCCACGAUCCCCUCAACCGAAGAAGCUUCAACAAAACUUCAAACUUGUUCGUGAAACCCAAAAAUCGCCCGAUACAGAAUCAAAGCUCAAGCCUACGGCCACAGGCUACCUCUACCCCGUAGCAGGACCUGCCAAAGUGACCAGACAGAGGUAUUCCAAGGAUCGUCCAUCGAGAAAUCCUGAAACCACCGACUCCAAGUUAGAAAACAUCCUUCCAGGUGACUCUAAGGGGCCAACAAGUGUCAUCGCCCCCUCGAUCGAGGAUUCCAACUCCGCCAAAACGCCGAGAAGGACGAAGACCCGCAAGCGUCUCGCAGAAAAGGGUUGGAAUCGACUGGACGCAGCUCGUUCACAAGACACCGCUAACAGUUACGUUGGUGACCCUCCUACGACGCGUGGUGCGACGAAAUAUAGACGUUUGGCAUCCUUGGUCAAGUACGAUGCCGCCCACAGGUCAGUGUCUCCUAAAACGAAUCGGGAGAGUGGAUCGGACAACUUGCCGCACGAAAGCACAGCUCCUGGUGGCAACCGCUGGGCUAACAACGGGAAUUCCCGUACAAAUGCAUCGAGGAGCAACGACGGAGAGUCUAAUGGCGGCGAUUUGCGGACGACUGACCCCAUUAGGAGUCCGCCUGGGCUGAAUAGGAAGUUGCACGGGAGGAACGACAACAGAAGGAGCUCCGCUGAGCAGAUACGCGUGUCCAGUAGUCCUCCGGUCCCUGCAGUGAGGCAAAAAUCUUUGGAGUACACAGAAACCGUCACGGAGAGGACUCUUGUUCCUUACAGGAUCCAACCGUCCUCCGAAGAGACUAAUUUGUCUGGAGAUGAAAGACUGGAAAGGAAAUCCCUGCAACAUGGUUAUAUAAAUGACCUAAAAGAUCUACCAGUGACUCCAGGCCUAGAUGUCUACCAAAAUAUUAAAGCCCCAGGUGUUGUAGUAUAUGCCGUCAGCCCGGUCUCGACUACAGAGCUACCCUCCACCCCUACCAACCCCUACUCAGCUAGUCUAGUGUUCUAUCCGACACGAACGCCGGGCCAGAGGUAUCAAGUCAGCACGGAGGACUCCUGGAUUUCACCGGGGAAGCUGAAUCGUGAGAGAGAUUGGAGCUCUGGUGAAAUGAAGACGGAGGGAGGGGUGACUGAUGUAGUGGCCGAAGCCACGAACCUAGGAAGCGAUGAGGAUGAAUCGAAGGAUCAAAGAAGAGCUGAGGUUCACGUGAUACUCGAUGAAGGACACCCAAGCAAGUCUGGCGAUAGCGUUGAGGAUAGGCAGGAGUACCUUAAAGAUGAACGGAACGGUCUAACUGAUGAUAAGCAUAAUCAAUAUGACGACAAUAAGCAUCAGCAGGGGAAGGAUGACGUUGAACAUGGAGGUGACAGUCUGCACCAGCCCACGCAAGAGAACCAGCGUCAUCAGAAGGACGGAGGAGGCGGAGGUGGGAACAGCAAAUUUGAGAAGGGCGAGGGCGCUGAACACAUGGAGGGCCACCACGCGUCUGAGGGUGAAGAGGGAAAGAAGGUCUAUAAGAGCUGGCACGACCACGAGGAAGCCAACAAAGGCCACAGCGACAAGGAACGUCAGAGCAAUCACUUCGACGAGAAGGAUGGCAAGCAAAAAGAGCACGAAGAGGAAGGCGGGUACCAUCAGCACCACGAAGGAGGCGAGAAGUCGGCGAAGGAGGCGGAAUUCGACGAGAAGGGUGAACAUCAGAAAGGUUACAACACCAAGGGCCAACAUUCUGUGCACAAAAAGGACGAGUACGAGAAGCGGACAGAGUUCUUUGACGAGUUCGACGAGGACGGCGAAGAAGAGGAGGACGGCGAGUACCAUCGCGAGUACAAGCACGCGAAGGGAGGUCACGAGAAGGUGAGCCACCACAAAGAGGGCGACCACGAGGAAAAGUACGGCAAGGAGGAGAAGCACGAGAAGGGCAAGAUGCACCACGAGGACAAAGGUCACAAGAUCAGCGAGGGUCGAGACACUCACUACGAUCACGAUGAGAUGCACGGGAAGAAAGAGAAGCACGAAGGAGGGAAGAAGUGGGAUUACAAAAAAGGCGACGAAGGAAAUGCUGGUGGAAAAGAUGAGAAGUCCGAUUAAUUUCAUUGUUCUGGCUUGUUGUAGAAGCUUUUACGCAUUCUUUGCUAAAGGUUAAUUAAUUGGAUGGCAUUAUGACAGAAGAACCGUAGAGGACGUGAUUCUAUAACUAGAUACAAGACGAAAUGGUGGAAUAAAUUUGUUUCGUUCCGUGCCUUGUUUUCCAGAAAAUUGACUUUGAAUAUACGCGAGAUACGCGCGCCCUCUAGCAUGGCGUCGUGCUGCGCGCGCAAUUCAAUAUGGCGUCUCGGUGCGUCCGAACUUAACGACUAUGAAGUCGUUUUAAUCGCAAAGGGAGGCACGUAUGAAAAAAUGGUGUUCCACACGAUCGUUUCACUUUUUUACAAGGAGUACUAUUCUCCUCGACUCAGCCACGAAUUUUACACUAUAGCGAUAGUCCGCUAGCAUACAUGUUUGUAAAUAGAAGUGUAUUACGCAUAUUUAUGCACGCCGUUUGUUAUAUAUCGC
Molecule: messenger RNA, 2847 nt
Organism: Hylaeus anthracinus
Lineage: Eukaryota; Metazoa; Arthropoda; Insecta; Hymenoptera; Colletidae
Exons: 4
Coding region: 82-2382 (766 amino acids)
Source: RefSeq, a predicted model, not a curated record